UGUCUAUCGCUUCCUUGAAACCCUAGAUCAUUCAUCACUUGCAACAACAAAAAUGCCACCCAAGUUCGACCCGUCUCAGGUUGUUGACGUCUACGUCCGGGUCACCGGCGGAGAGGUCGGUGCGGCAAGUUCUCUUGCCCCUAAGAUUGGGCCCCUCGGUCUCUCCCCGAAGAAAAUCGGUGAAGAUAUCGCGAAAGAGACCGCUAAGGACUGGAAGGGCCUUCGCGUCACCGUCAAGCUCACUGUUCAGAACCGUCAGGCUAAGGUCUCGGUGGUGCCAUCCGCGGCGGCUCUCGUUAUCAAAGCCCUGAAGGAGCCCGAGCGAGACCGCAAGAAAACCAAGAACAUUAAACACAAUGGAAAUAUUUCACUUGAUGAUGUAAUUGAAAUUGCUAAGGUUAUGAAACCAAGGUCAAUGGCCAAGGAUUUGAGCGGGACCGUGAAGGAGAUCCUGGGGACUUGCGUUUCCGUCGGUUGUACGGUGGAUGGAAAGGAUCCUAAGGACUUGCAGCAGGAGAUCACGGAUGGUGAUGUCGAGAUUCCAUUGGAUUGAGACCCGCAAGCUAGCUUGAGUGGGGGAUUUCGAUGAUUUUAGUUUUUUUUCCCUUCUAAUUUGUGUUGUUGGAUAUUUGAAGAUUUCCCAUAAUGUUAUGUUUUCAAGGAUUAGUAUUUACUGUGAAUUAGAUGAUUUUGAGGUUUUUUUUUGAUCAAGAUUGAUGAUGAAGCCAUUGUUCA
Molecule: messenger RNA, 735 nt
Organism: Tripterygium wilfordii
Lineage: Eukaryota; Viridiplantae; Streptophyta; Magnoliopsida; Celastrales; Celastraceae
Product: 60S ribosomal protein L12
Exons: 1
Coding region: 53-553 (166 amino acids)
Biological process (GO): translation
Cellular component (GO): cytosolic large ribosomal subunit; ribosome
Molecular function (GO): structural constituent of ribosome; large ribosomal subunit rRNA binding
Source: RefSeq, a predicted model, not a curated record